AUGUACACAAAUCUCACAAGAUUAACCUUAAACCUUUAAGGAAAUUUAAUUCAUGAUAAAGGGGCUUAAAUCUUAGGUACUGUAUUGUAAAAGUGCAAUAAGAUCGAAUAAUUGGAUCUUAACCUUAGUGAAAACACAAUUGGCAAGCAAGGGGCUCAAGCUUUAUUUUCUAGUUUUACAUAUUUUAAUAAUCUUUAAGAUUUAUCACUCGAUAUUCAAAACAAUAAAAUUGGUAAUAAUGGCGCUAAAUCAUUAAGUUCUGCUUUAGAAAAAUUAUAGCAUCUCUCAGCUUUGACCCUCAAGCUUUAGAGAAAUUUAAUGAGUGAAAAGGGUUUAUCUAGCAUAUAUUCUUCAUUAACAAAAUUCGAAGAUCUCAUAAGUUUAUAUAUUGAUUUGGAAUAUGAUCCAAUACAUAAGAAUGCGAAUAAUUAAAUGAGUGACAAUGGUGAAACAAAUUUAGGUAUCACUCUAAAAAAAUAAUGUAACAAACUUUAAAAGUUGACUCUUAAUCUUAAGAGAAACUUAAUUAAAUACGAAGAUUUAUUAAACCUAUAUUCUGGUUUAGAAAACUGCACUCAUCUUUAAUCUUUGACACUCAAUAUUAGUGAGAAGAAUAUUUUGAAAACAAAACUAUCAGAAAUACAAUUCAGUCCUAUUUUUAAAAAGUUAACUAAUCUCUCAAUACUGAAUCUUGAUCUUGAUGUUGAUUAUGGCACAAUAUUAGAAAAUCUAAUACCUUUGUCAUACAAUUAGCUCUAAACUUUCUCUCUAAACAUUAGGGCAAAUUUUAUGAAAUUCGAUAAUGUGAAAAUCUUUGUUUAAACUUUAGAUUCUUGUCUUAAUCUCACAAGUUUUGGCCUAGUAAUUGCUAAAACUAAUGAUAUUGCAAAGGAAUUGAAAAAAAGUGAAAUCGCUUACAUUAAUUAUAAAAUCUGUAAAUAUUAUAGACUUGUGAAUAAAAAAAUUGAGUUAUGA
This is a messenger RNA of Tetrahymena thermophila SB210, 975 nucleotides long. RefSeq names its product kinase domain protein. The transcript is spliced from 11 exons. Gene Ontology annotation, molecular function: GTPase activator activity. The record is from RefSeq and is a predicted model, not a curated record. Lineage: Eukaryota; Ciliophora; Oligohymenophorea; Hymenostomatida; Tetrahymenidae.